AUGAGUACGUUUCAAGAUGCGUUCGACAACAAAGUUCGCCAUCUCAUGGAUAAGAUGGACCAAGCUCGAUCAUUGUUGCUGGAGAGCAAUGAAAAUUUUACUUUUCCCACUGUUGUGGUCGUCGGGGAUCAAUCCAGUGGUAAAUCAACGUUAUUGGAAUCCUUGUCUUUGGUUGAACUUCCCAAAGGUUCAGGUAUUGUUACUCGGUGCCCGCUGGUACUACGCUUGCGUGAAUCCGAUGAACGACGUGUGUAUCGAUUGUACGAGAACAACGGCAAGGAGUUAUUGAACGAGAAAGAUUUGAAUAUUCCACAGUACAUCGAACAAGAAACCAUCAAAUUGGCUGGCGAUAGCAAAAACAUUGUUCAAGACAUGAUUGAAUUACAAGUUGAAGAUCCUCAUGUACGAAAUUUAACUGUCGUCGAUCUACCUGGUAUAGCUCAUACGGCCCUUGAUGGUCAGCCGAAAGAUAUUCACGACCAAAUUAUUAAAUUAAUCCAUCGUUUUAUAAAGCCUGAAGAAAGUAUUAUUUUGUGCGUCUGGCCGGCGAAUGUUGAUAUUGCAGUUGGUGAAGCUUUUGCAUUAGCUCGCGAAUUCGAUCCAUUGGGAAAACGAACGAUUGGUGUUAUAACGAAAACGGAUCUGGCUACCGAUCGCAGUAAACUCAAACAGCAACUUUUAAUGACUGGACGCGAUGUUAUUCAUUUGAAAUUGGGCUUUGUCGCUGUACGCAACCGUAGUGCAGAUCAAAAGCUUUCUCUUACCGAGGCGCGUGAGCAAGAAAAAAAGUUUUUUCUUGAACACGAAGUAUCGAUGGUGGUCGAUCCGAGCCAUCUUGGUAUAAACGCGCUUAUCCACCGUUUAUCGGAUUUGUACUGUGAGCGGGUCAAACAAACUUUUCCAAAACUGAGAAAAGAAAUUCAGGCAAGAUUGGUUAACGUUGAAGAACAAUUGACAAAGCUUCCACCUGAGUUCAAAACAAGCGCGGCUCGUGUUACUGCGUAUAAUGAACUAGUCGAUGUCUAUAUCGAAAAGAUUUUAAAACCAAACAUUCACACGACUGAUUAUGGUCAACAUCGCAGUAUGGUUAAUCGAUUGCAUCGAAAAUUUCUGGAAUAUCGAGACGUCAUAAGAAAUCAAAGAAAAAUGUUAUACAAACCAGAGUAUCGGGCAAAGGUAGAAGAACAAACAUUGAACUAUGCAGGUGAACAAUUGCCAAAUUUUGUAGCAAGUCCAGUUUUAAAACACUUCAUCUGCAGUUUACUAGACGAAUUAUGGGAUUAUACAAGUAAACUAAUAAACGACUGUUUCCGGAUAAUGGGCUCAUUGUUAGCCGAUGGAGAGAAACGCGUUCGCGAAAAAGACGAGGAUGUUUUAUUGGUCAAACUAAUGGGCUUGUUCCAUAAUGUAACCAGCACUUACUUGAAUGAAAAAAAACAAGAAGUUCAUGAUCAAUUGAAAGCUUUGCUACAAUUGGAUCGAAACGAUCCAUAUACAGUCAAUACUUACUAUAUGGAAACUGUUGAGAAAUAUAAAGGAACGUUGACGCAAGGUACUACCGGACACUUUGUGUCAACGCCGGCAAGCAGUAGCAUUAACAUCGGCGAUGAUGACGAUGAAUUGGUAUUCAAUGCUACGACAACUGAUCAACAAGCAGUAAAACACUUGCUGAUUAGUUUGUAUUCAUACUGGAAAUUAUUAACAAAGCGUUUUGUGGACUAUGCAACACUAGCAUUACGUGCAGGAUGUGUGUUUAAUGUCUGCCCUGAUAUUCGCCAUCGUCUACGACGAAUUCCUGUAGAACGGCCGGAUGCAGUUGAUAAACAUCUUUCUGAUGAUGACUUUAUUCGCAACAGACGAGAGCAAUUGACUAAAACGAAAGAACGCUUGACAAAGAUUCAUGACAUAUUUUACCAAGAUGAUGAUGAUACAUUCAUUGACAAUGACAAUGAGACAACUACAGAUGCAACAGCGACAGAAAAUACUUCGCCCAAGACUCCAACAACGAGUUCAACUACCCUCAAAGAUACUAGUAAUGCGAACGCUUCAUCGGAAAAUGUUAAACCGACUGCGACAGUUGCUUCGGGUUUCCAAUUUUCUCCACCUAAGCAAUCCAUUUCGUUAUUCGCUGCUACUGCUGCUGUGCCAUCCACCAGCAUAUUUGGUGUUGCUACUACAUCGCCAUCUUUCAGUUUCGGCAGUCCUCCAAAGUCGAAGAAAGGUAGUUAA
Molecule: messenger RNA, 2229 nt
Organism: Adineta ricciae
Lineage: Eukaryota; Metazoa; Rotifera; Eurotatoria; Adinetida; Adinetidae
Source: the annotation of a GenBank genome assembly